GGUGUUUAAUCGAGUAAAGUCUUAGUGAAAAUAAUCAAACAACAAGAUGAAAAUCUCGCUGAUUGUGUGCGUUUUGUUUUCUCUUGCUGCGGUUGUGCUUGGUUCGCCAUUGGCUACUGGUUGUACUUACCUUGGGAUGCACAUUGAGGAGGGGCAUACCUUCCAGGGUUCUUCCUGCGAUAGUUGUCACUGUUCUGGUGGUCAAGUCCAUUGUUAUAUGAUCAGCUGUGGUUACCAUCCAUGUGCACCUGGUGAAGUUUCAAGUCCUUGCUGCGGCUGUUUUCCAUUUUUAGGCAAGUAAGAACAUCUUUACAUACAAUACUAAAACCAAGUGGAACAGCCACAAGCUUUGCAGUUGCUAAUACAAGA
Molecule: messenger RNA, 369 nt
Organism: Physella acuta
Lineage: Eukaryota; Metazoa; Mollusca; Gastropoda; Physidae
Product: BMP-binding endothelial regulator protein-like
Source: RefSeq, a predicted model, not a curated record